Vicugna pacos (alpaca) is the source of this 2934-nucleotide messenger RNA. The record is from RefSeq and is a predicted model, not a curated record. Lineage: Eukaryota; Metazoa; Chordata; Mammalia; Artiodactyla; Camelidae.
CGCCGAGGCUCGUGCCCCUCGGGGGAACCAGAUGAGGCACAUCUGGACAGCUGCGCUGAGGAGCUGUGCGGCCCCUUCUCGGGCCCGACGUCAGCUGAGCACGUCCCCCACGUCCUCUCCUUUCAGCCGCUUAUUAUUUAUUCAUUUACCCAAAGAAGCCACCAGGGAUCCAAGUUUAAAACUCUCCCCCUCUAAUGCGACAUGGGGCCAGAUCCCAUCCAACACACAGUUUAAUUUUAUGGGGCUCUGAGAUCAAAAGGACAGAAACAUCAACAACAAAAGCCCAGCCGCUGUCUGAUUUAAAACUGGCAAAGUGGGGAAAAAAGUGUGAAUAAGACCGAGUUGGAGCUCCUGUGAAGAACUCUGACACUCAGCUGCCUCAGUGAAACCUUGGAAGAGAAUGAGUUUUUUCUCCCAUGCACCUGCCACCCCUCCCAGUAGCCUGGGCCCUUCUGGUGCUAUCAACUCUCCUAAACAGGAAAAAGAUCAGAACCAUUGUAAAUUCUUGGGAGAAGAGAAUUGAGGAGUUGGACUUGACAUUGAGGAAAGUGUGAAGUCAUGGGGAGUUUCAAAGGCCAUGCUGUCCCUGGCACCUUCUUCUGUCUCAUCAGUAUUUGGUGGACUGUACGAUGCAUUCUGAAAUACACUUUCAAAAAGCACAAGCGGACUUCCUUCCUUGAUUCCAAAGCAUUAUUCCAUCGAAUAGAAAUUUUGGAGGGGAUCAUAAUAGUUGGAAUGGCUCUAACUGGGAUGCUUGGAGAACAGUUUAUUCCUGGAGGACCCUAUCUGACCUUAUAUGAUUAUAAAGAGGGCCAGUGGGUCCAACUCAUGGGCUGGCAUCAUUGUACCAUGUACUUCUUCUUUGGGCUAAUGGGUGUGUCAAAGAUCUUAUGUUCCACCAUCAGGUCACUUCCUAUCUCCAUAACCAAGUUAAUGCUUUCAAUUGCCUUACUUGUGGAGGCUUUUGUCUUCUACAACCACACUCAUGGCCGGGAAAUUCUGGACAUCUUUGUGCACAAGCUUCUGGUCUUGAUCAUCUUUUUGGCAGGCCUGGUUGCCUUCAUAGAGCUCUUCGUACAUGCUAAUAUCACCGUGGAGCUUCUGCGGAUAAGUCUGGUCUUCCUCCAGGGCAGCUGGUUCUUUCAGAUUGGUUUUGUCCUUUAUCCCCUCAAUGGAGGUCCUGCAUGGGAUUUAGUGGAUCAUGACAAUAUUACGUUUCUCACCAUAUGCUUAUGUUGGCAUUAUGCAUUCACUAUUAUCAUCAUUGGAGCAAUUUAUGCCUUUGUCACCUGGCUGACUUCUGGGCCUCAUCUCCUUAGGGGCUGGGCAGCCUCCAAGAACAAUGGGAGCAUUCAGGGGACCUUGCUGCCUCCUGUCAGCUCCCUUCUGGAGCCAGAAGAAGACUACUGUCUCUUCCUGUUUCAAAAACCUUCAGACCCUUAAUGAAUCUCCUGCCCACUUCCAGUUUUCUAGAAACCAGACACUCCAUGUUUAGUUCUGCCAAACCCCCAUCCUUCCUCAGCACCUUUAACGUUUUGACCAUGUCGUUGCCUCUACCUGUCGUAUCCGAAUUACAUGAUCAUCUCUUCUCUGAACACUUCUGUGAUUAUUCUAGCCUUUGCUUAGCUCCCUUCAUGAGUUUUUGCAGUCUCCACCACACAUUUUAACAGUCGUGAUCUAUCUUGUGACGUUUACGGUUAGCUCAGGUUAGGCUUAUCUGCUAACUAGAUUGUGUCACUUGGAGGAAAAGACCUUUUUCACAUUCCUCACGGUCCUUGGCAUACUGUCAAACAUAUAUUAGGUACCCAAUAAACAUUUAUUUGCUGUUUUGAUAGAUCUGUUACAGAGCGACUCAGAUACAGGCUUCAUUUGUUUAGAAAUCAUGUUUUGUAUGCUUUUCGGGCUUGCUCUCAUUUUGUUUUCAAAAUAUAAGAUGCAAGAGCUCAUGUUGUGAUAUAUUUUGAUAGAAACUUAAGCAAUACCUUAAAAAAUGAAGAUUUGGUACUGACUUUCAGUGAGGUCACAGGCAGGAUAAUUCAAUCCUGUAAUCAUUAAGAGCUCUGAAACCCUGUUUGCCAGGGUUUGAAUGUGAAGUGGUUUCUAACUCAGUCACAGGUGAUGGGUUUUGAGGACAUUAUAUCAGAACUUGUUUGAUAGGGCACAGAGAUCUGGCAAUAAAACUGGGUUAUGGAACUACUGCCCCUGAAAUCUCUGACAAAUGAAACUGUGCCUCCCAGCUUUCCAGAAUAAUGGUUCCAAGAUUGCUUCAUCUAGUUCCAUGCCUACAGUUCUCAUUAUGGCAGCUCAUAGGACAGACCUAGCUGUUUGGAAAUCUUAUUAUGUGUCUUAGUGUAUUUCAUAUUUAAACACCACUAUUGUGUAGAACUGUUCUAAAAGCCCCACUCUAUAGAUAGAGAAAUAUUGCCCAUUUUCAGGUUGGUUUUCCAAGCAAUGAUUCAUGUGAGCCGUUCUCAAGAACAAAACAGUUUGAUUUCCAGAUAGACUCUGGAAGGAGACCCAGCCUCUCAGCUCAGCUCUCAUAUUAAUUGAAGAGAACACCUGGGAGCAAAAGACCAGAUACAUCCUGACCUUAGUUCCCUGGACUUGCGUCAUUCUGGGAACUAGCAAUUAUUUGCACUUCCUCUUUAUUACUCCAUCCCUCAGUCUGUCCCCAGUUGCCAUUUCUGCGUGUGUCAAUAUUGAGGGCUUCAGGGUGCGGAUAGAGCCUGCAUAUGCCGUAGCUUCAUGGCUCGUAGCAACAGCAGAUACAACCCAGCAAGAGGGAGUGGGAAACAGGAGGAGCCAGUAGGGUCUGUGUUGGUGAUUAAUUUGUGAUUAAGUAGCCAAUCCUUUGUGUUAUAUUCCACAAGGUCAUCAGGAAUGAAUCUAAUGGAUGAAUUAACUAGUUAAUCCCUUUCAUUUAGCACAUAUUCA